AAUAAAAUUCUGGGUAAUUUUCUGUGCAGACCGCAGACGCCCGAUGCUGCCAUGUAAAACCAUCUUUAUGGAGGGAAAUUCAUAAAGAAAGAAGAAAGAGUCCAGAACGAUUCAACAGGUUAGAAUCGACCGGAACAUAUUGGAGAACGUCAAACGAAAUGGUUCUAAACAUAUAGACAGCAAAAAGAUGAUUAAAGUGAAUUAAAGUUUUAACGAAACAUGGAUCCGAGUAACGCAGAGUUCCUUGGCGAGAAGCAAUUGGUCAACAUAGUGCCGAAUUUCAAUUUGGACAUGAUUUAUCUGAUCUCGGGCUCAGUUGGACCGUUUCGCGCCGGUCUACCUGUCAAAGUGCCAAUUUGGCUUGCUGUAUGUCUCAAACAGAAACAGAAGUGUCGUAUAAUUGGCCAAGAAUGGAUGGAUAUCGAAAGUCUAAGUGAGAGGAAGGAGAUGGAAAAGAUGUCCAAGUUGUUUACGGAGAUGCCGAGUAAUCAUUAUAUAGAUGAGAGUCAAAUCUUACUAAACGUGGCAAACGAUGAUAUACCUGAUGCAGAUUGUAUAAGGACAUCUGUAAAGGACAUAUGGGAUAUAAGAAUGUCUAAAUUGCGGACAUCUGUUGAUGCUUUUGUGAAGAGUGAAGGAGUGCAUGCAAGACUGGAUCAUCUUACUGCGAUGGAAAUUAAUAGUAUACGUCCAUUGCUGCCACAUUCAUUAGAUCAAAUGUUACGGAUACAAUCUGCAAAUACAGGAGAAACUAAUUCCCAAUACAGUGGAAGUAUGUAACAGGAAAAAGAUCCACUUUAACUCGAAUAAACAUGGUGUCAUCUUUGACGAAGUGUCGCUUCUUCACCAUCUCAUGGGACACGAACCUUGGGAAGCCAAAACCGAGAGAAUCUGGCUCGCGACUUGGCCGUUGAAAGUUCUUCCACGUCGGGUCAGGUAUGAAACUUUCCACAAUGUUGCAGGCCUUCUCCGCAAUGACUGUCUGAUCGAACAUCGUGAAUGAUACGCUGUGCGAGAACGGCCAUCGUAGAAGCGCGUCGUACUCACCGGGCAGGAUUUUUAUAUAUAUCGAGAUGUGGCUGCCUUCUCCGGUCCCGUUUCCGUUUAAAAAAAUCGAGGCCUGUACGAUCGAAAAGUUCUUUUAGUAAACUGACACUCGAUAUAUUUUGUAAUUUCCUAGUCUUAGCUAUAAACAAUACACAAACGCGCGAAAGACAUUUAUUAAGACUAAAAAAAGUUCAUAAAAUGAACAAAUUAAAAAUCUCUAUGUUAUUUUAAAGAUUUUAAAUCGUGGAAAAUAAUGAAUAGGUAUAUAAUGAUUGUUUAUAUAAUAUUCCACAUACUUGUAAUUUAUAUCCAUAUUGACUAGUAUAAAAAGGUGGACUAA
Formica exsecta is the source of this 1387-nucleotide messenger RNA. It is a transcript of the gene Psf2, whose product is annotated as probable DNA replication complex GINS protein PSF2. Gene Ontology annotation, cellular component: nucleus; GINS complex. The transcript has 5 exons. Lineage: Eukaryota; Metazoa; Arthropoda; Insecta; Hymenoptera; Formicidae. Gene Ontology annotation, biological process: DNA replication; double-strand break repair via break-induced replication. The coding region runs from base 220 to 780 and encodes 186 amino acids. The record is from RefSeq and is a predicted model, not a curated record.